ACCAUUCCUCUUCUUCUAUAUCUUCAGUCUCUUGCAUAAAACCUCUCCCCACCCCCAACCCCAAAAAAAAUCGAAGGGCCAUUUCCACUUUUUAGCUUUAAUCUAAUUCAACAUUUCCCAAAAAGAAAGAAGAUUAUUCAUUAUUUCUUUGUCCAAAAAUGACAGGGUUUUGGUUUCACCAAUUUGGGCUACGUCGCUUUAACAUCAAGGGUCGUGGGCAUGGCCUAAGAAUUAUGAGGGCUAGAUUGGCAAGGGACCGAAGGGUCAACCGGCGUGUGAUGCAGUCACUGAUUGCCUCCCAAGUUGCGGCUGCCGAGAUCGAGGAACAGAUCCGGAGGAUUAGGGAAGAGGUGGAGCUACGCUUUGUAGCCAAUGUCCUUGAUGACCUGUGGGUUCACGAUUGUCUCUUUGAGGUUGAAAAUGACCCUCUCAUGAGGAACGCUUUGGAAAGGAUCAAUUCCCAGAAUAUGGGUAGGAGGAGCACGCUCCGCAUGAACCGAACUCGAACGUUUACAAGACGGCACAGGCGCCGCCCCGGACCGCAGUGAGUUGUGGAAUAAUGGGAUUAUUAUGGAGGUGGUAGUGGAGCUUAAGGUUUUAUGGGUUCCUUUUUUUUUUCCACCCAUAACCCUACCCCUCGAUGAGUAUUAUUUUAAUAUCUUGUUUUUGUAAUGUGUGUUG
Hibiscus syriacus is the source of this 681-nucleotide messenger RNA. RefSeq lists its product as uncharacterized. Bases 159 to 548 code for a protein of 129 amino acids. Lineage: Eukaryota; Viridiplantae; Streptophyta; Magnoliopsida; Malvales; Malvaceae. The transcript has 2 exons. The record is from RefSeq and is a predicted model, not a curated record.